CAGAGAAGAGGUAAAACAUACAAUUAGUGAAUGCUAUUCUAAGCCUCAUGAAGUUGAUAAAAUAUUAUUUACAUCCUUAGUCAUUACUGAACGGAUGGCAUUAUUGGCAGAUAAUAAAAUAUUGUAUUAUGCUAUGGAAGAGUACUUCUUUUUUAUUAGUUGUAUCUAUUUUUAGUCUUUCACAUCACAACGUUAUUGAUUGAUCAAUGAUCAUUAGUCGUUAUCGAUUCGGAUUACCGAAUACUGUUUAAUAACAAAGUUUUACUUGCCUACUUGUCUAUUUUUUGUUUACAACAAUGGGCAACGGCCAUACAAACAAAUAUUCUUGAAAUAAAAAAGUACGUCAUUUUUGCGAGCAUGUACAACGUACGUUAUUCUCAAACCUAACUGAUCUCCCGCUAAAUUUUUGUUCACAAAUAUAAACAAUGGUUAUACAUGUUAAGUCUAUUCAUUGUGUUUACUAAUCAUCCAUUUAAUGAGACUCGUACAAUAAUAAUAACUAAUACCUAAGGAUUGAGAAACUCGGUAAACCUCAAUCAGCUCAAAAUGAAAGUUUACCUGGACGAAAUGUGUCGAGUGAACUUCCCAGGCGACGUCAUAAACGGUAUACUCUGCAUACGGGAAUACUUCGACUUCAAUCUUGAACCCAGGAUUAGGGUCAGUGGAUUUACGCGUAUAUGGAAACGGAGCCUUAUAAAUAAUGUGGUAACCAAUGGUGAAACAGACGAAUACUCAUUGUUUUUCAACGGAAUAGCAGUAUUGAGUAAGGAAGACGAUACAUGCACAGUUAACAUGUCACCGAUUGACGAGUUAGAAGAUUAUUCCAAAAAAUUUAAGUUCCAUAUUGUUUUGCCAAACAAUUUACCACCAUCACAUGAAGUUCCAUUUGGUCAUACAAGGUAUAAAAUCGAAGCACAUUAUAAUGGUUUGUCUACUUUAGAUUAUUUUAAUGUUAACCAAUGGGUUGGUUUGGAUAAACGUAAUAAUAUUACUGUUAAACGUGCAACAUUUUCUGUGCCAUUGUACACAUUUUGCCAGUCAAUUGAAAUGAUAUUAAAUUUAAACCAGACAUAUUAUUUACCAGGUGAAACUGUUUUUGUAAUAGCUAUGAUACAAAACAAUUCUAGAACAGAUAUAAUUUUUUCAAAAAUAGUCAUUGUUCAGACUACAAAGUACUGGAAGUCUCAUCAACUAUUACCAAUAAAACAUGUCAGAAUAAUUGCAGAAGGAAUAAGAGGAUAUAUACAUAGUGGAAAUAAACAAAUAUGGGAUAGUCAUCCUUUAAAUUUACCAGCAAUUAUUCCAACUACAAGUAUAUCCAACAAUCCAUUUAACUAUUUUGAAGUCAAGUAUAAAAUUAAGAUGCUCAUUACAUUGAAAAACUCAAAUAAGAGAAAAGUGUUGAAACAAAAUUUAUUUAUUGGUAAUUGGGAUAAAAGUAUCGCUACAGAUGGUAAACAGUUUAUAGACAUACUGCAAAAUAAUGACUCGAUUUAUGAGGUUGGAGUUAAAGAUUGUUCUAUAAUUAAAACAGAAAACAGUGACAUUGAUUUUAUACCAAAAUAUAUGGUUUAUGAGAAAAUUCAAGUAUAAGAUAAAUUAAAUUUGUUAAAUAUAUUGUAUAUUAUUUAUAAUAGAAGGAUAC
Molecule: messenger RNA, 1645 nt
Organism: Rhopalosiphum maidis (corn leaf aphid)
Lineage: Eukaryota; Metazoa; Arthropoda; Insecta; Hemiptera; Aphididae
Exons: 7
Coding region: 547-1593 (348 amino acids)
Biological process (GO): protein transport
Cellular component (GO): cytoplasm
Source: RefSeq, a predicted model, not a curated record